GGAGGUACUGAAUUUUUCACAUGUAAUCUGGAAGCUAAAUCAAUCACAAAAAUGAAACGUGCAAAGCAUCCAUUAACCUUUAGUAUGAAAUUGACAAGUAUUCCAGAAUUACCUAAUAAGAAAGGACUACUGACUCCAUCACCUAAGCCAAAAGAAAAACAUGAUGCCAAGUUGUCACCUGAUAAAAUUGAACCAAUGGUUGUUAGGUCUCCACCCACAGGAGAGUCAAUUGUACGAUAUGCCUUGCCAAUACCAUCAACUAUGAUGAAAGACACAGUAUCAGAUGCUGAAAUGGUCAGGAUGAUUGCCAAAAACCUGAAGACGAUUUUGGAGUCACUUUUCAAGUGGUUUCAGCAACAAGUCAACCACAUGGAGGAGAUAAGUAAAGAUAAUUUACAAACAGAUGUUCCAUCAGAUGACAAAUUCAUCCUUAAAGGCAUUAAACAAAUUGCAAAGAUCGUACGUAAACUUGAAGAAAUUAGAAUUCGCCUAAAAGACCGUAAGGUGUCCCUACAGACUAAACAAGCGCAUAAAGACACAGAAUCACUGAAACGUUAUGGACUUAUAGAAAAGCAAAUUGAAGAGUUCAUAAAAUCCCAUUCAGCUUUAGACUUUGAAAACGAUUUUGAAACCGAGUCAGGAACUCCUUCUUCAAUGUCUAACCGGAUGUCUAUGAUGAUGAAAAUAUUUGAAAAUCAGACAGCUAUGCUAGAAAAAGCUUUACAUGAUCAGCGUAUAACUGAGUCUAAAUAUAAACAGAUGGAAACUGAUUAUGAAAAUUUACUAUUGGAGAAAAACAUGCUGGAAGGUGAAAUACAAUGGCUGAGAGAACCAGAGAGACCAAAGUCUCCAAGCAAAGAAGAGCGGACCAAGAAAUCCAGAAAAGGAGAAAAGAAAAAAGAUAAAGAUUCAGAAAGGAAAUUAUCUCCAAGCGGAGAAGUUAAAUCAGUUGAAGAACUACAUCAAAUCCAAGAAGCGGAAAGAAAUAAGACUCAGCUCGACAGUGUCCAACAUCAAAAGACGGAGGUGUUUAAAGAAGAGAAGAAUAAAACAAAACCGGACCGGGGUCAGAGUAAAUCAAAGGUUAAAGGUGAAGAUCCAAAAGAUUCCUUACCAAAGAAGAGUGACACACAGUCGGAUGGACAAAAGAAGGAUCAGAUCUCACCUGAUCAAAGUAAAAGAUUUGAGACUCAUCAUGGAGACGAGUGAAUGAAACAAGACAUCACUGGGCCGAUAGAGCCAAAUAGAAUUUGUGGAGCACUUUGGAAGCCCCUCGACCUUCCCAGAGCGGAUGUGAGCAGAGGAAGAUUCCACCUCAGCAGAUAUAUGACAUUGCUUGCAAUAAAGAACAUUCUUCUGCA
Mastomys coucha (southern multimammate mouse) is the source of this 1361-nucleotide messenger RNA. Its product is annotated as coiled-coil domain-containing protein 7-like. The coding region runs from base 52 to 1209 and encodes 385 amino acids. NCBI's taxonomy places the organism in Eukaryota, Metazoa, Chordata, Mammalia, Rodentia, Muridae. The record is from RefSeq and is a predicted model, not a curated record. The transcript is spliced from 15 exons.